Molecule: messenger RNA, 1023 nt
Organism: Lindgomyces ingoldianus
Lineage: Eukaryota; Fungi; Ascomycota; Dothideomycetes; Pleosporales; Lindgomycetaceae
Product: cell division control protein 10
Exons: 4
Coding region: 1-1023 (340 amino acids)
Biological process (GO): cytoskeleton-dependent cytokinesis
Cellular component (GO): cell division site; septin complex; microtubule cytoskeleton
Molecular function (GO): GTP binding; molecular adaptor activity; GTPase activity
Source: RefSeq, a predicted model, not a curated record
AUGGCUGCGUCCAUGAUGAACCAGCAGUCGGUCUACCCCAAGAGCUAUGUCGGCUUCGACAGCAUCACGUCGCAGAUCGAGAAGAAGCUGGUGAAGCGGGGGUUCCAGUUCAACAUCAUCUGCGUCGGCCAGACAGGUCUCGGCAAAUCGACCCUCAUCAACACCAUCUUCGCCUCGCACCUCAUGGACAGCAAGGGCCGCCUGACUCCCGACGAGCCUAUCCGCAGCACUACCGAAAUCCAGGCUGUCUCGCACAUCAUCGAGGAAAACGGCGUGCGUCUUCGCCUCAACAUCGUCGACACCCCCGGCUACGGCGACCUGAUCAACAACGAGCGCUGCUGGGACCCCAUCGUCAAGUACAUCAAGGACCAGCACAGUGCCUACCUCCGCAAGGAGCUGACGGCCCAGCGAGAACGAUACCUCCAGGACACGCGCAUCCACUGCUGCUUGUUCUUCAUCCAGCCCUCCGGCCACGCCCUUAAGCCGAUUGAUAUCGUAGUGCUCAAGAAGCUGAGCGAGUUUGUCAAUGUGGUGCCGGUUAUUGCCAAGAGCGACAGCCUGACGUUGGAGGAGCGCGCCGCGUUUAAGGAGAGGAUAAAGGAGGAGUUCCAGUUCCACAACUUGAGGAUGUACCCGUACGACAAUGAGGAGCAUGACCAGGAGGAGAUCGCCAUGAACACUUCCAUCAAGGGCAUCCUCCCCUUCGCGGUCGUUGGCUCUGAGAAGACCAUCGUCGUCAAUGGGAAGCAGGUCCGUGGCCGCCAGAACCGAUGGGGUGUCAUCAACGUUGAGGAUGAGAACCACUGCGAAUUCGUGUACCUCCGUAACUUCCUCACCCGCACCCAUCUCCAAGAUCUCAUCGAGACCACCUCGCAGAUCCACUACGAGUCUUUCCGCGCUAAGCAGCUGCUUGCACUUAAGGAGAGCUCCGCCGUUGGCGGCCACAGCUCUCGACCCAUCUCGCCUGCCGCCGACCGGGAGCUUAGCCGGAACAGCCAGAGGAUGACUAUGAAUGGGUAUUAG